Messenger RNA from Xyrichtys novacula (pearly razorfish), 16553 nucleotides. The record is from the annotation of a GenBank genome assembly. NCBI's taxonomy places the organism in Eukaryota, Metazoa, Chordata, Actinopteri, Labriformes, Labridae.
UGGGAUGACCUCUGCCGUAAUGAGCACCAGCUGUUUGAAGAAGAUAACGUUUUGGCGAUAGUAUUAUUCCUCGCUGGUAGCAGCCCUUUUCCUUCCUCCUGGACCGACUCCAAUCAGCUGAUACAGAUAUUUGUUUGAGGGCUGACACUGAAUACUGACACGCCACAACUAUGAUGAACUUGGACUGAAAUCUGCCACAAGAGACGCCACAAAAGAGACAAGUUGGAGACAUUAGUAGCAAAUAAUUUACCAUGAAAGUCAGUCAUCAUAAACUGGACUAUUAAAGUAUGAAAAUCAGUAACACAAGACAAAGUUAGGCUUUAUAAAAGAAUGUCAACAUGGAUACUGAUUAAACGCCACCAUGCUAAUACAUGACAAAUAAUUGAUUCACUGCGCUCCUGUAGUACUAUGUUGUCGUUCACAGUUUAGAAAGUGUUUAACUCCAAGGAUGGACCACUUGUUGAAGAGUAAUCCUCUGAAACAUCACUUGACUGUAUUUUGAUGCUCUUAUCUUUAAGAGGCACAGUCACAGACUGUAUGUGCAGAUGGGUAACAUGAUAACUCCUUAAAAGUGAAGCCAAAAUCUUUAAAGCUCCUUCCAUUGACGAAAUGCAGUACAAGCAACUGAGCCAGCUUCCUCCAUGUUAACAGAUGGGACAUGGGUCAAACUUUAAAAUCAAAUAACAGGUCAAAUAAAAUGUUCUCAAUCAAGGUUUUGCUCAUGCGGAUUUAUUCCUGAUUAAUUAUAUGUAUGAAAAGUUAAGUUAUAAUUAGAUAUUUAAAGCUAAAAGUUAAGGUAUCACUAUUGCUGAACAGAGGGAAUAUUUGGGAAACAAAACCACGGCUUCGACAGCUGAUUAGUAACACCAACUCCAGCUUUGGUAACAUAUUCAGGACAACAAGGCAGAUCUCGAGAGUUGUGAGAGGGUUAGGGCUUCAUCAUUGUAAACCCAUUUUUGUUUACUGCCAGUCUUUGUGAUUGUUCAAACUUAACACACUUAAAGAAAGUCAAGUUCUUCGUGACCAUGGCUUUAAGAGGCUAGACUGUUGGUUAGAAGCUCCUUUUGUUCUAUCUGUAAGAAUCUCCUCAAAAUCAUAAAAUUAAACAACAUACUAAGCCUAAAAUGAUUAAAUGUGGCUGUUGGAAUAAAUCUAGACUGAAUGACUGAUUAAAUGACUCACCUGUCUGGCUAUAUACCUAGCUGCCUACCUGCAGGCACUGUGCACUCAUAGUCCGAGCAACUAUGUGAACAAACGCUUUUAGAUGUGGCUCUGAUAGUUUCCUCAUCCUGGUCUGAACAAAGUUUACUUCUUCCUUCCUAGAAGCCUUUAUAACUUGUCACCUUUGUUGACUGCCACAUCCCCGCAGGUGUUACUCAGGUAUCAGUGUCACAUCAUGGCGGACGGUUGCAGUAUAACAGCAGUACAAAGCUCUGUUUAUCUCAUCAAACUUUUAACAGAGUCAAGAAGAAUCUAAGGUGAGCUAACACACCAUUUAGACUACAGAUCCUGAAGAAGAGAUAAGGACUAGUUUCUCAUGUUAUCUAACUGCUGAAUAUCUAUACCGUCAAUAAAUAUGAAAUUCACUUGAAAAUAUGAGCCAUUUGUGGGGUAAUCUCCAGGCAAAUGAUGUGUGAAUUACGCUCGAAUACUCCAUCAUCCACUCAUCAGAGUCAUGUUUGCACAGGCUGUCAAAGUCCGCCAUUGUUAUGACAGCAUUUGUUAAACACGGAGAAUGUAGCAGUGUGUACAGUAGGUGUGUUUGUGUGUCUGGUUGGGUGGAGGUCAAGGAGGCAGAGAGGUUGCUCCAGGCUAACACUCUGACCUAAUACUGACACAUACUCACACUAUUUCACCAUAGUGUGUCUCUGCAUGUGUGUUCAUGGCUGUUAAAGAGAGGUGUGGGAAGCAGACCCUGAUCUGACCUGUCAUCCAGAACAGAGUAAUUGCGCAGAUUGUGAAACACAAUUGUAAUAAUAGGCUUUCAACUUAAUUUGUUCCUAUUAGCAGACACUUUGUGUAUUAUUCUUGACUGAAGCUUGUGCAACACUUUCCAGUGUGACCGCUGCUUGUCUGGGAUUUUCCAGCACUGCGCAACACAAUCUGAUAGAGCGGCACAAUAAUGAAAAUGACACUAUUUAUAACUUGGAACUUUGAAAAACACCGCAAAAAAUCACCAGUCUCCUGAUGAGCUUCUUUGCUUUUGAAUACCAUAAAUGGACAUCAAUAUUAAUUUUAGUCUAUUUUAUAAAGGCCAAAAAUACUUUUCACAGGAGCUUUAAGUUUCAAAUCAAAUCCCCUUCCUUCUUUUACCUCACUCUUUUCAGACUCCUGAAAGCAGCAGAGGGCUGGCAAAGUAGAAGGUAUGAGAGAUUACAGGUGGAGAGACACUUCAUCAACCUGACCGAUGAAAGUCACUGCCUUACUUCCAUGUAAUCAACAAUUUAUGGCAAGGUUAAGAGCUAUGUCUAAUCUCCGUUAUAAUCCUUGUAAUGGCAACUUCUAAUUCCCUCCUGUCUUCUUUUGCUCAUUAGUUUCACAUAACUACAAUGUUCCUGUUUGUUUGUGUGUUCCCUACACCAGCACCAAAACAAGCAAAACAACACUAUUUUAUAACUCAUCAUGCUUAAUCAAGACUCUUCCUGGUAUUUUUGACGGUAGCAGUGUAGCGUACAUGUUUACGUUCUACAGUCCUGUUACAAAUUGACACUGCCUGCACAGCAGUCAGUUCACUUUUCUGUUUAUGCAAUCAAAUGAGGGGCUGCAUUAAAGUGAAUUCAGGUAGAUGUUUGGGCAACAAGGAAGUGGCAACGGUAUAGUGUCCUUCAGGUGAUACGACAGACAUCACACACCCUGUAAUGUGACUAUUGUACAGAUGCACUUCACAACUGCGAUAUUGUAAGUUCUCAAGCCACGCAAUCUGAUAAGGUACUUCAUUUGUUAUCAAGUUAAUGGUGGUAGUAACUGAGCAUUUCAGUACUACUUGAGCAAGUACGUCAUUCUGAGGGCUCAUGGCUGGUACAACUUAUCACCUUAUGGUUGGAUAUCCUCUUGAAAUGUGAUUGAAGCUGCAGGAGUGAACAUCAGACAGGAGCCUAAAGACCAGUCAAUCAGUUUUGGAACAAAUAUCGAAACUACUGGUGAAUAUAUUUACCUUUCUGUAGAUGAAUGAUGUCGGGGAAGUUGGCGAGCAGGCCUUGGUAGAGAGACAGCUUGUCCAGCAUGUGAAAGAGGUCAUACUUAGGUUGCUCUGCAAACAUCUCUCCAAUGUUCUCAUAGGUGCGGCCUGUGUGAGAGAUGGCGUUGUUGAAGGUUUCUGAACUGUGUGGAGGGUCCAGCAUGAACGCCUGGCUGAUCGACUGGAAGGCGUUUCCAAGCCGCUGGAACUCCUUCCUGAACCCGCCCAGGUGUUUACGAACCAGCUCCGAGGCCACAUGUGUGAGCUGCAUCACGCUGUCGUCCAUUUUCUUAGCAAAGGCCUUGAAGGUGUCAAUCCGCUCCUCUACAUCCUGAAGGUCUUGGUGCUCGUUGGGAAUCUGGAGGGUCAGCAUGAAGUGUGCGCCCACCAUCUCGUCCUUCUCCGCUCGCCUCUUGCCCAGUUUCCACUGCUUAUCAUCAGCACACAUUAGGAAGUGCUCAAAGCCUUCGUACUGGGAGAGGACUGGGUGACUGGUCAUGUGGUUCAUCCAGAGUAUCAAUCGUCUCUUUCGCUUCUCAAUGAAGUCUUCCUCAAAUCGCCCUGUGGCCUGCUUCUCAGGCAGGUGAGGCACAGAGAUCACAGUGAACUUGUGCAGUAAACGGUUGUACAGCCAGUCAAAGUGUUUGUAGCGUCUGUAGACAGGUCGCCCUGUGUGGCUUGGUGUGACCCGGUACGAAAUGUACGUCUUGAUGCCUUUAAACUUUGUCUGUUUCGUUGGGUCUUCAAUGGAGCAGGAGAAAGGCUGUGGGCUCUCCUUCCACUGAGGCCCUAAGGGGGCCAUGUCGAUGGUGUAAGACUCAGCUAUCUUUGCCAUCAUGGGUACAUCACCCAAGACAAACGCUUCCACCCCUGAGCGGACAAAGCUGGAGAAUCGGUUCAAGUUCCUGCCCACCAUGCUGCCUUUCCUGGAGCUGGAGAUGCUGUCCUGCCGCUCCAUGUGUGGUUUGGAGCGGUAGUAGACAUUGGGGUUGUUGGAAAGUGGGCUCUGAUGUGCAUGUCCAUUGGCCCCUGGGCUCCUGGUGUGGUCAGCAUCUUCCACAACUGUCGACCUGUCAUCCCAGUCGUCCCAGUCAUCAUCAUCAUCGUCAUAGAAACUCUGCUGCAUAUGCAGGGAAGAGUUUGGGGUCGAGGGGAAGUAGGAGGAGUCAUUUCCUAAAGAUCCCGCUGGGCUUAUGGAGCAGUCAGUCACGUUGGAAUUGGAGCGAGUGCGAAUAAUCUCCACAUAGGAUGCAGGGAAGAGCCCCCUCUCCCCUCGGCUGUUCUCCCCCUGAAACCAGCCGUCCACUGAAUUCUCAUCAAAGAUCACCAGUUCCUCGUUCUCCUGGAUGCUGAUCUCCUCUUUGUUCUCACUUUGAAAAGUGUAGAGUGCUUUGGCUUUCACUGACAUCUUGAUAAUCCAGUGGGUCCAAAAGCAGAAUUUGAAAAAAUCUACAUCCACAUAGUGCUUAGAUUAUAAUGAUGCUACUGUCUGGAUUCAUGCUGUUUUGGAAACAUCUGACUCUAGCUCACUGUAAUAUGCAAACAACUCAAAUUACAUGGCAGCUGUCGGAUCAGGUGUGCAGCAGCACUGCAUUUUCUAUGUAAAUUUAAUGACCUGACUUGGUAAACAAAGAGGAAGUCAGCAGUUAUGUAAAACUAUUUCUGUGAUCCAACACAGUCUAAAACAAAUCUACUGUGAGCACUAGCAUCCUCAGCCCAUUCAGGCUCUCACUCUUUUCCUUUCUGCCUAACUAAAGUCUAACAAAAGUCUAACAAAAACUUUAUGCAACAAAAGCCCUGUAACACAUUAAAUCCCUCAUAUAGACUCUAACGAUGCCUCUCUUCACAGUACAAAACACAACAGGUUCAAAAGCAGAACUGGUUUCACCAAACAGCUCCUCCAAAAGCAGCGCCGGUGGAUUUAAUCCUCUGAAACUGGUCUGCAGCCUCGCAUUGUUCACUCAUGAGACACUUGAUUCUCAUCCCGGAGCCUUAAAACGAUCCUAGAUGAAAAUAUUUCCAAGACAAAGUGGCGUGAGGAGAAACAGACGGAUGCGUAAUGGUAUCCCUGUGCAUUGAGACUCGUCUGCAUUCCCUCAGUCUGAAACUUGCAGCGUUUUCCUUGUAAACAGGUUCCUGCGCAUCUUCGGUCGAUACUUUAAACUGAAGCAAACAGCAAAACCGGCGUCCAAACAGCCUCCUUCCUCAUGUUAUUAUCACCCAGCACGGGUCAGUGAUGUUUCUUUGGGUUUAUUCCUGUGCGCGCUGCAACAAAAGUAACUCUUUCCAUGACGUUAGGCUUGGACAAUUGAAGGCAACUUCGCCUUUUUUCACCAGCUCCUUUAUACUCUGAGUGAAAGAGAGGGAAACUGGCUCGACACCGCCCUCAACAGGACAAAGACGUUAUAGCUGCUAGUGAUGGGCACGGCAGUUCUUUUAGAUGUACUGAAUCACUAGAAUCAGUUCACUAAAAAGAUUCGUUCAAAAGAUUCGUUCGUGGAAUCAUCGAAUCAUUUGGCUGUGUCUCUUUGGCAAAAAGGUUUGUAAAGAUGAACUUGUUUAUAAGUCAUGAUGUUUAAAGUGUACUGUCCUAUAGUAUGCUAUUUAUCAGGUCUGCUCGGUAAAUUGGGCUCAAUGAGUGAUUAAUUCACUGAACAUGCAUCAUUCCCUCGCAAACCGCUGCAAUGAUAGGAUGCUCCAGGUGCACUAUGUGUUACAUGCUGUGUCCUAUUGUAUGCAAGUUGUGGUGGCAAUUUAGCAGUAAAAAAUAAUAAAAUAAGUGUAGUUGGAGUGUAAUUUAAUGCGUGAUUCGUUUACCAAGUGAUUCAGGCGUCGGUGCAUGCGGUCCCUCCUUUGCCUGGCAGUGCAGCGUGCUAUGGCAUCUGCCCUGCUGACAGCUCAACUGAAGUGAGAAACGAACGUUCAGUAGGCUCACUUAAAAGAUUCUGUUUUUUUAACGAAUCGUUCGCGAACGACACAACACUUAUAGCUGCACGAGGGACUCUGGUUAUUAGUAGUAGCUGUGGAGAUGUUUUAUAUAAAUGAUGAUUAUAUAGGUUAAAAAUAUCUUUCAAAGCAAUAAACUGUCAAUUCUUUGCAAAAACCUGUACCAUAAAGGCCACUGCGAAGCUUUUGAAUCUCACCUAAAGCAAAAUGAGAACAUAUUUUAACCGCACUUCUUUGUAGCUUGAUUUUUUGUGGUGUUUAAUGCUUUAAAAGUUGCCAAAGGUGCACUUUGUAUACUAAUAUUUUUUUUACGGAUAAUAAAUAAAUAUUUGUAGUGUAUUAUCUGACAGUCCAGCAGUACAAAAUGUUUUAAACUAGCUCUCUCUGUUUGGCUCCUCCAUGACAAGCUGCGCAACAAUCGACCCACAAUUUAAAUGAAUCCAUCUAAAAUAAUGGCCCAAUACUUCAAAGCUUAACACUUAAAGGGGCCGCUCUCCAUAAUAAGUACUUCAAAUAAUGGACGAUGCACGCACAGUUUGUUGUGCUGAUUAUGCACUUUCGAAGCAGGACUUGAAGUGCUUUUCUUAUACUGAUUCAUGUCAGCACUUUUCCACUCAUGUAAAUAUUUAUGCACCGGCAAGACCAUAGACAGUCUAUGGGCAAGACAGUAUUUGCGCAUGACUAAGAGGAGGCUGCUAUGUAACUCCGGUAUAGUUCAGCUCAGUUGAGUCGGCCAACAAAAAAACGCCUCUGGUGGGGAGGAUGACAGCGUGAUGUUUUUGGAGCAGCGAACCUGGUUGUCCAAGGUUUGUAUUUUACGUUAUUAGAUAUUAUAUGUUUAAAUCUCAUAUCUAGUGGUGAGUUUGGACCUGUUAUCUACAUGUAGCUGAUGUGGAAUAAAAACGGCGCUGUUAAGUUUAAGAAUGAGUGUUGUUAAAGGCUGGUCGGCCCUGUGUGUGCUAGCAUCUUUAGCGGUUAGCUGCAGCAGGUUAAACCGCCUACAAGUUCAUAUCAGUUACAGAUUGUUUUAUAGAGUUGAUAACUCUGUCAAAACGGGUUUAACACCAUUAAAGAGUCUUCUUUUCAUGUGAAUUUAUGGUACCUGAGUCUGGAUGGAAGAUGCUGUCAGAAAGCCUAUCUUAAUAUUUAUAUAGGUAGACGUUAAUAAAUGGAACAAACAGAUAAACUGACAAAUGAACAGAUACUGGAUAAAGGUGUGGACACCUGGGUGGUGGUGGUGGUGUUUUGCAGUAUGUGUGCUCCUUAUAUUUCGUCCACAUCCUUUACAUACAUAAGGGUACAAAAAUAUUGAACACCUUUCAGUAUAAGGGAGUCCAGUCCACCUGCAACAUCCACUAAACCCAUUAUAAACUGUCUGUACAUGUAGACCAAGAUAACUGUUGAAGAAAACUCAAAUUUGGACUAUUUCCCUGCUUUUCUCAAUAUUUUUCAGCUUUAAAUUGAAAAUUUGUCAGACCACCUAAAGGACACUGUGGUCCAUCAAAUAAAACAUAGUGAAGACACUUUAACUACUCAGCUUAGUAACUGAUAGUAAGUUAUCUGUUAGUCAUGGUCAUAUAAUGGUAUGCAGAAAAUUAAGGAUAUUUGGGUUUAAAAAAACACCCAAAAGGAGUAAAGGAUUUUUUUUUUUUGAUAUCCAGCAUUUAGUUAUUUACAGCUGUCACGGACGUUAGUAAAACAGACUACAGUCCCUGAUUUCCACAGAGACGUGGCACAAAGCUUAUUUAUUUACAAUAAAUUCUUUAGCAAUUGCGUCACUCCUUGCUUGCAGACUUAUCCUUGGAACUGGAAGUCAAAUACAGCCCUACAGUUUCUGCUGUGCUUCAAGGAAGUGCUUUCCCUUUAGAAAAGCUCCAGUACAAAAUACGCAAAUAAGUUCUCAGACCUGGAGCCCUUAUGUUAGACAUGAUAUUUUUUUAAAAAUCUUAUUAUCAAGCAGUAUGAUCAGUAUGCUACUAGAAGUGAUCUCAGUUAACUGCACAACAGCUCUCCCGGUUAUUCCUCUUAUCAGUGCUACAAAAACCAUGGUCACCUGAAUGAUCUGAGUGUCUGUAAACUUUGUCUUGACCAUCGAAUGACCAAAAUGAAUAUCUCCAUUGAUUUAAAAAGCUCACAUGCUUAAUACAGAGUUCAUAUUGUGUCCCAUUCAGACCACAUGCAAAAGUAAAUCCAGUAAUGUCUUAAUAAAACUAUAUAUAAACUAAAAAAUAAGGUUACAGCUUUUCAAGAUCUGCAGGGCACAAGAGCUAAUUGAUUAAGUCCAUAUGUUUGUAUAUAAAUGAUAAAUCACUGCAUUUGUGAUUAGUGUGAAAGUUAGAGACAGGGUCCAAAAUGAACACCCACCAGAGAGAUAUUCGGUUUGAUUAGAAAACCCUUGACCUCCCGAUGGUAGAAACCAUUAAACAACAACUAUUAAACCAUUAGAUCACAUUAGCAAACAUAAUUUGUUGAAAUCAAAGAAAACCCCAACCCCUAGGCCAUCACCCUACCAUCCAAAGUAUCCUAAAACACUGUAUUAUAACCAAAGGUAUGUGAACUAGUCAAAAGCUAAUUGAUUUUGUAACUUAAUAUGUAAAAUAAAGUAUAUUUAGUGAAAAGAAUAUUUGAUUUCAGAGAGAGAAGGAGAAUCUAAUAGUGGUGUUUGAUUCACAGAGUCCCCAUGGAUGACCUGACCGCAGCCCUCUCGGCCAGCUUUGCUGUGUCCAAGGAGCCCAACAGCACAGCUGCCCCGCAUCCUCGGCUGGCUCAGUACAAGAGCAAGUACAGUGUGCUGGAGCAGAGCGAGCGGCGGCGGCGCUUCCUCGACCUGCAAAAGAGGUAACUGUGAAGUGUUAUAGCCCUUCAAGGUUAAUAGCUCACUCAUUUAACUUCAAGUAGUUCUUGUUUUGAGAUGGAUCAGAGUGUAAAGAGAAGGUUUGGUUACUGAAGAAGUUCACACCAGCAAGGACUGAGUUUUGUUCUAAUGACAUGAUGAUUCAGAGGCUUUUUUCACCCUUUUAUAUUUAUUAACUUUACAUUCCCAGAGGCAGUAUUGCUAGUUCAAGGAAGUCAUCAAAAUGACAGAAUUGAUCAGCUUAGAAAGAUUCAAGUCUUACUGGUGUAAGUUCAAGGAAAAUGGGACGUUUGCUCUCAUUUUUCUCUGAAAAAGCUUUAUUUCUCUUUCAGUAAAAGACUCAACUACGUCAACCAUGCUCGACGUCUGGCAGAUGGGGACUGGACAGGGGCAGACAGUGAUGGAGAGGAGGAGAUGGAGAAACAGGAUGAAGGGGAACGGAAGAAAGAAGGGAACACAGAGGAGGAGGAGGGGAUGGAGAUAGAGAGGAGGAAGCUGCCGAGACAUUACGCCAACCAGGUCAUUGUUUGAUGUGUCAUAAUACCCAAAGACACUCUUCCUCAUGUGUGAAGGACGUCACUUUUACUCCCACUGCUUCUCUGCUGCAUUCUUUAUCCUGACCAGCAGAGGGCGCAAAAGUUUGUAGAAUAGCUGCCCUGAAUGAGAGUUAGAGGUGAACAGAUGAGACUGAAUAUAAUGUUAAUCAUUUUGAAUGACAAGUUUUUAAACAAAGUUUGUUUUAAUGUCUUUAGCUCAUGCUGUCAGAGUGGCUGGUGGACGUGCCAUCAGAGCUGGACACUGAUUGGUUGAUGGUGGUGUGUCCUGUUGGGAAGAGGUCUCUCAUUGUUGCCUCUAAGGUAAGAAUCUGUCUUUGCAUUUUUGGUUGUGUCACACUGACUAUCUCGAAACUUUAAAGGGAUAUUCCGGCGUAAAAUUAAGGUAGGGUCAAACACACCAUAACACGGAGUUAGACUCCCUCUGGAGAGAUGAAUGUUGCCGACUGCUUGCUUCAUUAGUUAUACCAACUUUGGUAACGACCACACGAUAGCAAUACACAGCGGUCUAUGUCUCCACGUGCAAACCUCAACCAAAACGCCACUCUAUAGCCACAAAUAAUGCUCAGAACAGCACCUAACUUCAUCAACAGUACAUAUAAGGUCCCAGUCACAGCACUAGCCACCAAACAUCUUUUUGACUUUGCCUAAUUUCUUUAGCAAAGAGACUAAACACAACUCACCCACCCUCCUCCAGCAGCCGCUUCUUUGUGGGGGAGCCCUGAUGAGUCGAUCACCGAGUGCAGUGGAUCAUUUAAAUGGAGUAAUAAUCAUCAUAAUAAUCAUUUUGGCCAGGAACCUUUAUGUACUGUUGAUGAAGUUAGGUGCUGUUCUGAGCAUUAUUUGGGGAUAUAGAGUGGCGUUUUGGUUGAGGUUUGAAAGAGACUAAACACAACUCACAACUCACCCACUCUCCUCCAGCAGCCUAUUAUUUGUGGGGGAGCCCUGAUGAGUCGAUCACCGAGUGCAGUGGAGUUUCGCAGCUCAAGGAAGAACAUUUAUGAUUAUUACUUGAUGGAAAUGCAGUCAGACUGAGAUGCUAAGGCAAAAGAACUACAGCAUCUGUAGUUCAAAAUGAUUUCUAUGAUGAUCGUUACUUCAUGGAAAUGAUCCGCUGCAUCCAGUAAUCGACUCGUCAGGACUCCCCCACAAACAAGCAGCUGCUGGAGGAGAGUGCCUCAGUUUGAUGAGCCUUUUCUAAGUAACUCUGGAGAAAAAUGUCAUAUGGAAAACAGAUUAGGAAUACUGAAUUUUUCCAAAUACUGUAAAGAUGCAUCUGUGAAUGGAAAAAGUUCAAAAUCAGAGCUAUAUUUUCAAAACUUCCAGGAUUUUGCUCAAAGUUCGCUGUUACAAGUGAAACUUGCGCGUCAUUUCCAGUCUGUCCUGUUGGUGUGUAAUUGUUCAUCUCUGAGAAACACGUCUUUGCCUCUUGGCUUGCACUCUACGAAAUGUAGGAAAAAUUUUGCUCUCUACUCUGAUAAACCUCAAGAAAACUAAGAAGAAGAAAAUUAACCGAAAGUUCACUGCGUCAGACACAGUCAGGCCAAAUUAUGCGCUGACAUUUGUGAGUCACAGUUUGCCGUUUCAUUAAUGUGGAAAUACUGGAACUUACCAUCAUGCUGAUGUAAAUAUGACUUACCCCACUAGAUUAAGAUAUAAUGACAGAGAGAAACUCACUCAGGAGGAAGACAUCUGCCUCUGUGCUGCAGAUACAGAUGGGAGGCUGUUGGUUUAGUGUUUUAUGACAUUUGUAUUACUCCAUGGUAUAAACACAAAGAUUUAAUUUCAACUAGCAGAUUAAACAUCGAAGGAGUAUAGCACAAAUUAAAGAAGUAUAUUACCCAUUACUAUUAUACCUGACAAGUCCUCUAGUUAUGGAUCUGAAAUGCAUUUGAUUUGUUUUAUAUAAAAACUAUGUUUCAUGCUCUCGAUGGCCUGAAACAUUUCAGCGACUCCACCAACAUCCUUAGAAAAUCCUUUUAGUAAUGUUGUCAUAACUCCCAGAGAUGAUGUUCUUCAGGGUUUGUGUUUUUUAUGAGCGUUGACACUUGCUGUGAAAAACAUGAACUCUGGUUUUGUUUUGCUUGUUGUAUUUUUUCCAUCUGAUAAUAACAUCUUGACAAAAACUGUAAAACUCAAAACAACUGCAGCGAUCCCCCUGAAUCGGUUAUGAGUAAAAAAAAAGCAUCUUAUCAGCGUUAAAUCCAGGAUCCAUGAGUCCUGACACUGUGGUCCUUGAUCACAGAUUUCCUCCCUCAGUACACACAAACCUUUGUUGUCCUAUUGUAACUGACACUUCAAACCCUGUGAUGCAACCAUCUCUCGCAGCAUAAUGACAGUCAUAUGGUUCCUCAUUCAGUAUUUCAGAUCUUGACCUCAUUCACAACACAUCUGUGAAACACAGCGGCACAGCGCUCGUCAGAAAACCACGACGGAGCGCCCUUUGAAACACAAAAACAACAGAUGGUUUGUGUUGCUUGAGGAAAACUAAAUGUGAUAUGUUUCAUCUGCUCGCAAGUUGUUGUGUUUUUUUUUUAUUUUAUUUUUUUUGGCGCUGUUACAUAAUGUGACACUUUCGACUUGUUGUCACUCUAAAGUUUCUGUGCGGUGAUGCUGUCAGGAGUGACGAGAUCAUUAAAUAAAAGAUCAUUUUAUUGUUUCAUUUUUAGACUUCAAUGUAAUUUCAGUGUCAAAAUAAAAACUAAUUUCGGAUACAAGUUAUUCUAUUAUUGACUAUAUCAUUACUGGAUACCAGAGCUGGAUUGUAAACCUCUGUUUUUGAGCCUAUAAGGUGAUCAUAUGUGGAGUCUGAGGCUCCACAUAUGUUUUUUUGAAUCUUUGAAGUCGUCAGGCAUGUGUUUCAGGGCCUGUGUCCACUAAACGCAUUUUAUUUUUGAUUGAAAACAUCACCAAUCUCAAUAUCCCUGCACUUCUCACUGCAGAUGCUGUUGUUAAUUAAAGGAUUGCUAAUUAUUAACAUUCAGACAUCAGCUAAGCAGUGAGAUGGCUGCAAAAUAGCAAAAGAUUAAAUUCUCCCAUUUAAUUAAAUAAUUAACAGUUUAUCUGCAGCCGUUGUUAAUGAUGACUUUUCCCACCAUGUUUUAGUCCAGAACGCAGCUUUAAAGUAAGAGCAUUGUGUAAAAAUAAGGGGUCCUUUCAUCUAAUGAGAUCAAUAAUAAGAUGAAUUCAGCUAUUGCUCUAUCAGUGCAUUAUGGAAGUUGCCAUCAUUGUAUGUUUUCAAGGCUUGUAAUGUUAGCAUAGCUGACACAGAGCACAUAAAACUCUCAGUUAGUAAUUUUUCGGUGUGUUCGAGACUGAAAUUCAUGAAGCUUGCAGAAACAUUUGGUCCGAACCAUCUUGCUUGUUGAUGUGCACACCAAAAAUCAAGUCAAUCUGAGGCCAUUACACAGCCAACAUCCCUCCUGAGUAAAGUCAAGGUGGGGUACAGUUUGCUAAGUUGAGAGAAGUCCCGCCCCUUUUUCAUUUUGAUUGGUCACCUAUGGAGGAGUGAGAUAACCAACAUCUGCAGGUCUGUCCUAGAGUUCAACACAGAGGGCUGUGAGUGCAGCAACCAAAACAGCUGGUGUCAAGGGUGUUUUUACACUGAGGAUACUGAGUGCAGAAUAUGCUGUCAGUGGACACAGGCCCUUAUUGUGACUAUCCAGUUUCAAAAUGUCACAGUGCUGCAUGUACACAAAUACCUUUAAAAGUGUAAACACUGUGAUACCUGCGAGUAAAUGACACUGUAUUACACAGCGUCCUUUUCUAGAGGACAAACACACAGCACAGGAAAUAUAUAAGGUCUGUUAUCAAACAACGUCGCUCAGGGGAGGUUGUGGCGUGGUUCUUACUGUUGUCUCUUUCCUCAUUUAUCAUCUCUGUUUUUGACUUCUCCUCCUGAAGGGGUCCACUGCAGCGUACACUAAAAGCGGCUACUGUGUGAACCGCUUCCCCUCCCUGCUGCCGGGUGGGAACCGACACAACUCAGCCAUGGGAAAAGGUAGGCGAGCGUGUUUGUUUGUGGAGCUUAGCAGUUCAUAAUAGAGUAGCCCUUUGGCUUUUUAGCAACACAAGAAAAUUAACCUCCCACAUACGCAUGCAUGCAUGCACGGUAUCCUCAAAAGACUUAUCCAGUUGUAGCAACUAUUUGUGGUUAGGGUGUCUAAUUAUUCAUCUGGUUUGUCAUCGCUGUGCACAAUCAAAUCACAUUCAACCCACAAUCCUCUUUCAGAUGAAGUAUAUUGAGGUUAUGUGUUUGUAAAUAAAAUAGAUGUUUGACCAGUUUUGUACACCAUAUAUCUUUUAUUGUCCCCUGCAGACUACACCAUCCUGGACUGCAUCUACAGCGAGGUGGACAGAACGUACUACAUCCUGGAUGUCAUGUGUUGGAGAGGCCACCCGGUGUACGACUGCCCGGUAACACUUGCUUCUAAUCCUCCAGCAAUCCAGGAAUGCUUGUCUAAUUGCUUAAGUAGUAAGGUCUGGGCCACAGAUGUGCUUUUUCGCCACGUUGCCCAUCUCGCUGGCUCGGGCUUCAGAAAAGGAGGUUUUUGUUUACAGUCCUUGUUUUCUCAUCAACAGACCGAGUUCCGUUUCUACUGGCUUCAAUCCAAAGUGCAGGAGGUGGACGGCCUAUCAGAAAUCGCCAAACGUAAUCCUGUGAGUAACAGAGCCAAGAGCAGAGCCUCCUCACAUCAUGUCCCAUUUUUCUUUCCCUAGUUUAGCGCUCUGUUAUUUGAGACACUGUAACAUCUUUAUUCAAUCUUCAAAUUUUCUGCUUUUCCUGUUUGUUGUGCCUCAUGCUGCACCUUUUUUUUCCACAUAUGGGAUAAAUAAAGUCCUGAAUAUGAACUCAAACCUCCUCAGGGGAAAAUGAGACAAAGGAAAUUUCAAAGCAAAGCCCCCCAUUGGCCUCUUGGGUUCGAACCGUGCUCUCUAGAUCUAUGAUUACACACAAAACUUGAGGUUGGAGGUCCUUUUUAGUACACUGAAUAAAGUUUGGAGUGGAGUUUAAGGUCCACUUUUUAGUCUGCCUUGUUUGUGUACAGCCCAUGAGAAGCCAAAUCAGGCGAAUCCUCUACAGAGUAAACUCACCAUUCAAAAGCGAAACCUCAAAUUUGACAAGAUGACAAACUGUGUUUGGAACUUACAUGAGGUGCUCUGGUUUUGUUUGGUCCAACAGUUCCGGUUUGUGAGUCUCCAAAGUACAGAGUGCAAGACGGAGCUGAUUCAGAAAGCCCUGGCAGCAGAGUACAGCUUCAGUGUAAGAUCUUUAGUAUUAUUUUUAACUCUUCUUUUACUGUUUUAAUUAUUUUUUUUAUUGCUUAUUGUGUGUAUUAAUCUCUGCAUAUUCUGUCCCAUUAUCUCUCAUUUUUUGUUUUGUUUUAACGGCUGUAAAGCUCGUUGAAUUGUGUUUGAUCUGUGCAAAAAGUAGAGUGAGAACAAUACUCGACAUGAUGAUUGACUUAAAAGAGAGUUUUGUCGAGUAAAUUACACACAGAAAUACAUUUUGCACGCUAUUCAUUAGUUAGAAUUCUCUUUUAUUUCCCUGCAGGUGGACGGUCUCCUCUUCUACCACCGGCAGACCCACUACACCCCAGGCACCACCCCUCUUGUGGGCUGGCUCCGCCCAUACAUGGUCACAGACAUCCUGGGCGUAGAGGUUCCUCCAGGACCCCUCACCAAGAAGCCUGAAUACGCCAGCCACCAGCUACAACAGAUCCUGGAGCACAAAAAACCCUCGAGUGAAGUCCGUCCGGCCAACAGCAGCGGAAGCUACGAGCUGGAGCACCUGUCCACGCCAGGAGAAUAGAGAGGCAGACGCGGCGCUCUGAGUGGGAGGUGUUAAAAACAUGCAAAUAUCACGGCGGCCCACAUAUGGCUCUUUAGAAUCUGUUGAAUGCCUCUGCAGAUCUUGCCAAUUGCAGAGCAUGGCUAAUUCUAAUCCGGCGCUGCACAGGACGCCCUCAGAGUGCAGAUUAGUCGAGCUGUUCCAUACGUGUUUUUAUCUGACUGUAAACUGAAGUCUGACAUUUCCAUCUGAACUUUUACCUGCUGCAGGGAACGGAAACCCUGAGAUUAACCGUGCACUAUUCAGCCACUAUACUCAAAGUCUGACGUUCAAGUCGACUUUAUAACACCGUCAGUAGUCACCUAAGAUAAAAGACCAGGUCUCUCGUCUGAGAUGAACUGAGUGUUGCUUUGCUGCUCUGCACUUUUUGCACUCGAAAAGAUCGCACAUAAGAAACAUCUCACUGUCAUCGGUCAUUUCUACCACUAUCAUAGAUGCUUGAUGAGGUUCUGCUGAAUGAUAUUCCCCCUGCAGCAAACUAAGUUCCUGCUCAGGAGCAGCAGUAUUUUUACGUUUAACUGAAAACUGUUCUUCAAAUUUUUUAAAAUGUGUGUUUCUUAAUAAAGGUGUUUUUUUUAAAUGCACAAUGAUCCAACAGGCUGAAGCUGCUUUUAUUUUGAAAGGUGUGGCUGGAGCGGGACCUUCAACUCAAACACCUCAGACUUUACUGUACACGCACAAUCAAUGUAUCUGCGAGAAGCUGAUGUUACAGUGUACGCUGACUCAUUCUGCUGAUGGCGGCGCUCGUCAGCAGAUAUUCACGAGCAGCUCUUCCCCUCUGCGCUCUUAGCUUACUGUUAUUUUAGUAACGCGGGAGAGCUGGGCGGAAACUGUCAACAGGAAAAGACGUGAAAGUGUUGUGAACUGAGCUGCAGCAACCAGUGCCAACACGUCCUCAGAGAGAGAGAGAGAGAACAUCGUAGCCUCAGGUUACAGGUUUCACUCUGAGAAGCAAUUUGUUCUCCCAUUAGUAGAGGUUUUAUGGUUAAGAGUUUUUUAAUUUUAACUUAAAGUGCUCGCUUUUAGAUCCUCCUGAGAGCCUGAACCGCUUUAGAAACUGAGAUCUGAACUGUUUUUGAGUGAUAGACUAGAAACAGGACUCUUAAUGAAGCUGUGGUAUCAUUGGUAACAUAAUAGAAACUGCCCAGUUAAAUUCAUUUUUUUAAAACA